CUCUGGAUUGUCGCCAUGGGGGGAUCUGCUCUCUACUUGGUGACUGCUGUCCUGGUGGUCUGCUCUUUCCCCUCUCCCUCCUCCAGUCAGCUAUACAGCCUCAUCACUCCCAAUGUCCUGCGGGUGGAGAGUGAAGAAAAGAUCCUUGUGGAGGCUCACGGCUUCAACGCGCCCACGGAAGUGACCGUCACAGUCUUUGACUUCCCUCUGAAGGGGAAGACUUUGUACAUGGUCAGAGACACCCUGAACCCAGCAAAUGGCAUGAUGGUGACUCCAAGCAUAAAGGUUCCCGCUAAAGACAUGAAGAAGGAUUCCAAGGGGAACCAGUAUGUGGUCGUCCAGGCCAGCUGUCCCAAGUUCCAGCUGGAGAAGGUGGUUCUGGUCUCCUUCCAAGGUGGCUACAUCUUCAUCCAAACAGAUAAGAACAUCUACACCCCUGGAAGUGCAGUGCGCUAUCGAAUCUUUCCUGUGGGUUACCUCAUGGAGCCUCUGGACAAAAGUGUGAUUGUCGAGUUUCAGACACCAGAAGGAAUUGUGGUCCACCACGCUUCCAUUGCCUCUCUUUCAACAAACAUCCAGCCUUUCAACAUACCUGAGAUUGUGAGCUUAGGAACAUGGACGGUGAUGGCCAAGUAUGAGGACUCCCCCCAGCAUACAUUCUCCACAAAAUUUGAAGUCAAGGAAUACGUGCUACCAAGCUUUGAAGUCAUCCUGGUACCGCACGAGAAGUUUUAUAACAUCGACAGCGACGAAGAUUUCAGAGUGUCUAUCAGUGCGAGGUUCCUCUAUGGGAAGAGAGUGAAAGGUGUGGCCUUGGUCCUCUUUGGAGUGCUGGAAGAUGGCAAGAAGCUCAGUAUCCCCGAUUCCCUCGACAGAAUCCCGGUUAUCGAUGGUGAAGGGGAACGAGAAGCUGUGCUAACGAAACGCCAGCUCCAAAAACAAUUUACCGCUCCCAGGGAUCUCAUUGGGCAUUUCGUCUACGUCUCUGUCACUGUGAUGACGGAAGCAGGCAAUGACAUGGUGGUAGCUGAACUGAGCGGCAUUAAGAUUGUGACGUCUCCCUAUGAAAUCCACUUCACAAAAACCCCCAAGUACUUCAAGCCAGGGAUGCCGUAUGAACUGACGGUUUUCGUCACCAACCCCGAUGGCUCCCCAGCGCUGAAUAUCCCUGUGGCAUCGGAACCCAUCGCAGCCGAGGCGGUUACACAGAACGAUGGAACGGCCAAACUUAUCCUGAACACGCCAGCAAACUCACAGCCGCUAGAAAUCACCGUCAAAACCAGACACCCGAGAGUCCAGGCGAAUGCCCAGGCCAGCAACACCAUAUUGGCCAACGCCUACCAGACCCAAGGGCAAUCUGGGAACUACCUUCAUCUGGCAGUCACAGCCAGGGAGCUCAGGGCCGGGGAUAACUUGCCCAUCAAUUUCAACGUGAAGACCAGCAAUCAAAACGUGAUGAACCAGAUCCCUUAUUUCACCUACAUCAUCAUGACCAAAGGAAAGAUCUUCAAGACCGGGAGGCAACUUAAGGCCCCAGGGCAGAACCUGGUGACGAUGUCUCUGCCCAUCACCCCUGAUCUCAUCCCCUCUUUCCGAAUUGUGGCUUACUUUCAAAUUGGAAACCGUGAAAUGGUGGCUGACUCUGUCUGGGUGGAUGUGAAAGAUACCUGCAUGGGAACGCUUGUUGUAACUGGAGCAACUGCGGCAGAUAACAAAAUCCAAAUGCCUGGAUCUCCAACAAAAAUCAAGCUGGAAGGCGACGCAAACGCUCACGUGGGCCUGGUGGCUGUCGACAAAGGCGUCUACGUCCUCAACAAGAAGUACAAGCUGACCCAGGCCAAGAUCUGGGACACCGUGGAGAAGAGUGACAUCGGGUGCACAGCGGGCAGCGGCAGAAACAAUGUCGGAGUGUUUGCAGAUGCCGGACUGACCCUGGAGACCAGCAACAGGAUCUCCACACCCCAAAGAACAGAUCCAAAGUGCCAGCAACCAGCAAGACGCCGACGCCGCUCUCUGCAGCUUCUGGACUCCAAGGCCACCAAAGUGGCCCAGUAUCAGGACCGGCUGCUGAGGAAGUGCUGCGAGGACGGGAUGCAGGACAACCCCAUGGGCCACAGCUGUGAGAGGCGGGCGGAAUACAUCCUGGAGCAAAACGAGUGCAAAGCUGCCUUCCUGGAGUGCUGCCAAUACAUCAGGAGCCUCCGCGACGAGAGCGCCCGCGAGGAAGAGCUAAUCCUGGCAAGAAGUGACAUUGAUGACGGCUUCUUAGGCGAUGACGAUAUUGUCUCCAGAACGGAAUUUCCUGAGAGUUGGUUGUGGCAAGUGGAACGGCUGGAUACACCUCCCAAUGACCAGGGGCUCUCGUCCAAGACGCUGUCGGUGUUCCUGAAAGAUUCCAUCACGACUUGGGAGGUGCUGGCGGUGAGCAUUUCGAAGACUAAAGGGGUCUGCGUGGCCGACCCUUACGAGAUCACGGUGAUGAAGGACUUCUUCAUCGACCUGCGGGUGCCUUACUCGGUCGUGAGAAACGAGCAGGUGGAGGUUCGGGCUGUCCUCUACAACUAUCGGGAACAACCCAUCACGGUGCGGUUAGAACUGGUCCACAACCCGGCCUUCUGCAGCGCUUCCACCGCCAAGGAAAGAUACAGGCAGGUUUUCAGCAUAAAAGGCCUGUCUUCCAAGGCCGUGCCAUUUGUGAUUGUCCCUCUCCAAAUGGGACUGCAUGAUAUCGAAGUCAAAGGAGCUGUCUGGGGCGAGUACGUGUCGGAUGGUGUCAAGAAGAAGCUGAAAGUCGUGCCUGAGGGGAUGCUGCGAAAGCUUACGACGGUCAUUGAGAUAGAUCCUUCUACAAGAGGAGUCGAUGGAGUCCAGGAACAGAAGGUAAUUGCCAAGCCAAUCGACGACAAGGUUCCUGACUCAGAAACUGUGACCCAACUCACCAUCCAAGGGAAUCCUGUGGCCCAGAUUGUUGAAGAUUCCAUCGAUGGGUCCAACCUGAACCAUCUCAUCAUCACCCCUUCCGGCUGCGGGGAGCAGAACAUGAUCCGCAUGACUCCAACGGUGAUCGCCACCCACUAUCUUGAUGCCACCGGGCAGUGGGAGAAGAUCGGGGUGGGGCGCCGGGCUUUCGCAGUCCAGCAAAUCAUGCUAGGUUACACACAGGAACUGGCGUACAAGAAAUCAGACCACUCCUACGCUGCAUAUCCUAGACACCCAUCUAGCACUUGGCUAACGGCAUACGUUGCAAAGGUCUUUGCCAUGGCUAAAUCUGUCGCGAGAAGUAUUGAUACGAAUGUCAUCUGCGGAGCUGUGAAAUGGCUGAUUCUGGAAAAGCAAAAGCCAGACGGAAUGUUCCAAGAAGACUCCCCAGUACUCAGCAGAUCUAUGCAGGGAGGCUAUCAUGGUGCGGAACCACAGGUGUCGUUAACGGCCUUCGUCCUGGUGGCCCUGCUGGAGACAGGCGGACUCUGCAGAGAGCAAAUCAACAUUUUUGACAACAGCAUCUCCAAAGCUGCUGGGUAUCUAGCCAGAAGGUACGAAUCACUGCAAAGGCCUUACACCGUGGCCCUGACCUCGUAUGCGUUAGUCCUCGCAGGGAAGCUGGACCAUGACAGGGUACUGAUGGGAGCCUCAACAGGUGGAGACCGGUGGGAAGAAGCCAACGCUCGCACCUACAACAUCGAAGGCACCUCCUACGCUCUUCUGGCCCUGCUGAAGCUGAGGAAGUUUGAGGAGGCUGGUCCCGUCGUAAGAUGGCUGACCCAGCAGAAAUAUUAUGGGGGGACCUACGGCCACACUCAGUCAACUAUCAUGGUGUUCCAAGCUCUUGCCCAGUACCAGACAGACAUCCCGCCCCAAAAGGAGAUGCAGUUGGACAUUUCUCUUAAAUUGCCGGGACGUCUUGCUCCAAUCAGUUAUAGAAUCAACUAUGAAAAUGCUCUGCUCUCUAGAACAGAAGAGACCAAAAUCAACGAAGACUUCACCGUGAAAGCAACCGGCCACGGCCAGGCCACCAUGACCGUAGUGACCUUGUACAACGCAAAACUCCGCGAAGAGGUUGUCGUCUGCAGUAAUUUUGAUCUCCGUGUGACUGUCACUCCUUUCCAGCUUCGCAAAGCAAUAGAUGGAGUCCUUGGAGCAGUCAAGAUUCAAAUCUGUGCCAGGUAUCUCCGUGACGCCAGUGCCACCAUGACCAUCAUCGAUGUCUCCAUGCUCACUGGUUAUGGACCUGCCGUGGAAGAUCUUAAGAGGCUUUCAGAAGGGGUGGACAGAUACAUCUCCAAGUAUGAGAUCGACACCGUCAAGUCGGAGAGGGGGAACCUCAUCAUCUAUUUGGACAAGGUUUCCCAUUUGGAAGAUGAGUGUCUGGAAUUCAAAGCUUACAAGUAUUUUGAGGCUGGUCUCAUUCAGCCGGGAUCCGUCACGGUGUACAGCUACUAUUCCCUAGAUGACCGUUGCACCAAGUUCUACCACCCGUCCCAGGGAAGCGAGCAUCUCAACAAGAUCUGCCACGGUGACAUUUGUCGGUGUGCGGAAGAAAACUGCUUCUUGCGCCGCCAAGAAGAUGAACCCGUCGACUUGCAGACGCGAGUUCUGGAAGCCUGCAAGCCAGAAGUGGAUUACGUGUACAAAGCCAAGCUGAUUCGAAUUGAAGAAGAAAACGGGUAUGACAACUACAUGAUGCAAGUUCUGGAAGUUAUUAAAGAAGGGAGUGACGUCCGCCCACAAGCCAAGCCCCGCAGGUUCAUCAGCCACAUGAAAUGCAGGCAGUCUCUGCAGCUGCAGGUGAACAAGGACUACCUGGUGUCAGGCCACAGCAAAGACCUGUGGCCCAUCAAAAACGAUUUCAAUUACCUCAUCAGCAAGGACACCUGGAUUGAGAGGUGGCCAAAUGAUGAUGAAUGCCAGGAGAACGAAUACGAAGACCUGUGCAACGACCUCGCCGAGUUCUCCAACAGACUCAGCAUUUUCGGCUGUGACAACUAAAGACGGCUGCAGCAGCGGUGUGGAGGCGGAUCUGAGCUGAUGUUGCAGAGAGGAGGCCUUCCAGCCUGGACCCUAGCUGACUCUCCUGUUGUGCCCCCAACUUUGUGCGUGUGUGUGUUUGUUUGUGUGUGUACAUAUAUAAAGAACAAUAAAGAACAGAUUUCUGACUGUGA
Messenger RNA from Heteronotia binoei (common prickly gecko), 5159 nucleotides. Its product is annotated as A.superbus venom factor 1-like. The coding region runs from base 16 to 4986 and encodes 1656 amino acids. The transcript is spliced from 40 exons. Gene Ontology annotation, cellular component: extracellular region. Gene Ontology annotation, biological process: complement activation; inflammatory response. The record is from RefSeq and is a predicted model, not a curated record. Lineage: Eukaryota; Metazoa; Chordata; Lepidosauria; Squamata; Gekkonidae. Gene Ontology annotation, molecular function: protein binding; endopeptidase inhibitor activity.